AUGCAUUCGGCGCCGUUGCAAAUCAGGUUACAAGAACUACUCGAUCGCCGACGGACAAACGCAACACUCCGUAAUCUGACAUUACCACUUCAAAAUCAGACCGACUUCUCGUCCAACGAUUUUCUGUCGCUAUCCACUUCGCCACAACUCAAAUCGGAGUACCUUCAAGAGCUGCAAAGAAUUGAUUUGCCAUUGGGUAGCGGCGGGUCAAGACUCCUAGAUGGCAACUCGACGUACGCCGAACAAUUGGAGCAAGAGAUUGCCAACUUCCAUGGAGCUGCAUCUGGACUACUGUUUAACAGUGGUUUUGAUGCAAACGCGGGCUUCUUUGCGAGUGUACCGCAGCCGGGAGACGUGAUAGUCUAUGAUGAGCUUGUACAUGCAAGCGUUCAUGAUGGCAUGAGGUUAUCACGAGCGGGGAAGACGAUUGCUUUUGAACACAACUCCAUAUCCGCCCUAAAGAAUGCUUUGAUAGCGGUUCUUGGUGAGAAUGAGGGUGUGCAAGACAAGAGCUGUAAUGUGUUUGUGGCAUUGGAAUCCAUCUACAGUAUGGACGGGGACGUAUGCCCUUUGAAAGAGAUGGUGGAGGUCGUAGAAGAAGUCUUGGGCCCUGAACGAGGAUACAUCGUCAUCGACGAGGCGCAUUCUACUGGUGUAUUAGGACCAGAGGGUAGAGGUUUGGUAUGUGAGCUAGGCCUCGAGAAACGCAUAUUCGCACGGCUCCACACAUUCGGGAAAGCGGUAGCGGCGAACGGAGGUGAGUUUCCUUCUGUUGCUUACAAUCUGGAAAGAGUGUUGGGCUGCAAGCUCAUCUACAGCAUCUUACCCAGCAUCUCUAUACCAGACUCGGUCAUCUCCAGAAUAAUUCAGACUUAG
Messenger RNA from Alternaria metachromatica, 876 nucleotides. RefSeq lists its product as uncharacterized. The coding region runs from base 1 to 876 and encodes 291 amino acids. The record is from RefSeq and is a predicted model, not a curated record. The transcript is spliced from 2 exons. Gene Ontology annotation, biological process: biosynthetic process. Gene Ontology annotation, molecular function: pyridoxal phosphate binding. NCBI's taxonomy places the organism in Eukaryota, Fungi, Ascomycota, Dothideomycetes, Pleosporales, Pleosporaceae.